Molecule: messenger RNA, 354 nt
Organism: Magnolia sinica
Lineage: Eukaryota; Viridiplantae; Streptophyta; Magnoliopsida; Magnoliales; Magnoliaceae
Exons: 1
Coding region: 1-354 (117 amino acids)
Source: RefSeq, a predicted model, not a curated record
AUGGAUGACUAUUGGGCUAAUCAUGUUACUUUCCCUUAUACAGUUAUGGAUGAUGAUGAUGAUGUGGGAGGUGUACCACUCCAUCAUGUGAGAGACCCCGACACCGGGAACUUGGAUGAUGAUGAUGAUGUGGGAGAUCCCGACCCAUUGGAUGAUGAUGAUGAUGAUGUAAGAGAUCCCGAUCCAUUGGAUGAUGAUGAUGAUGAUGUGGAAGAUGAGGACGAGGGUGAGGGUGAGGGUAAUGUGGAUGAUAGUGAAGGGGUGCCUCCUUUAGAAAUAACCCCAAUAUUUGACACGGAACCUACAGAAUCCACAGAUUCAGAUGAUGAAAUUGAUGAGAAUCCUCCGGAGUGA